AUAAAAUAAAAUAAAAAAUUUAUUUUAUGAGUCCUUAAUCAUUUUUUUUAAUUCCUAUAAUUUUAUUUUAAAUAUUAAUAUAAAAAUGAAUAAUUUUAUUCCAAUAAAAAAAUGCAACGUUAAAAGGCUUUUACUAAUUUGUGAUUUUGGAUCAAUGGAAAAAAAUUGUAAUAAAGACAAUUCCACGUGUAAUAUCGAAUUUUUUUUCCAUCAAUGGUUUUAUUUUAGAAAUGCCUUUUUUUAAUAUAGUUUUUUUUUUAAAUAAACUAAAACCAAUUAAUAUAAAAAAUAAUAUAUAUGUUUGAAAGGAGAAACAAAUUUACGCGGACCAAUUUGGUGCUAAAUACCAAAUAAUGAUUUUAGGGAUUUUGGAAACGAAGGGCCAGAAUUCAGGUUCGGGACGGAAAAGCGUGUCACUUGCAGGUCUGUAAGUAAAAUGAGGCGAAUAAUCAGAGAUUUGAAACCAAUUGCAAAUAUUUUUGACUUUAGGAACGUUGGGGUGUAUCGAUUUUGAUACGGUCUCACGCUCCGAAUCUUUUGUUCCUCUUUUUUCUGUUUUAAAAUGGUGAUGUGGCAUCGUUUUAUUGGAUGUGCUUAACACGUGAUGGCGGAUUCACAUGAGUACCCCACUUCAAAGAAAUCAUCGCAAAUCUCGUUUUCAAGCGGAGAGAGAGCGAAGUGCAGAGGGAGUGAGAGCGAGAGCGAGAGCGAGAGUGUUCAGAGUGUUUAUAUCUGCAUCUGCGAUUUCUUGGAAGCCAUAACAGGAUUCAAAGAGAGAGAUGUAUUCUCUUCUCUACGCUCUGGCUCCUUCAUGGACUUCAGCGGCGAUACUAUUGACAUUCUUCGUCUACCUGGCGAUUGCUGGAUCUAUUCUACCAGGAAAGGUGGUUCCUGGAGUGAUCUUAUCAGAUGGCACUCGUCUCCAUUAUCGCUGCAAUGGCUUAUUAUCUCUUCUUUUGCUGGUUGGGCUCCUUGGUGUUGGGGUUUGGAUGAAUUACGUAUCACCAACAGCAAUAUCAGACAGAGGACUUGAGCUUUUAUCGGCAACCUUUAUAUUCAGUUUUCUUGUGACAAUGCUACUUUAUACAGCUGGUUGCAAGUCAAGGAAUCUGGGCUCAUCUCUAAAGCCUCAUGUCACCGGAAACUUAAUAUAUGACUGGUGGUUCGGGAUACAGCUUAAUCCUCAGUUUAUGGGCAUUGACAUCAAAUUUUUCUUUGUAAGAGCUGGAAUGUUAGGAUGGCUGCUUAUCAAUCUUUCCAUUCUAGCAAAAAGAAUUCAGGAUGCCAACUUGAGCCAAUCAAUGAUCCUUUACCAGCUAUUCUGUGUGCUGUAUAUCCUGGACUACUUUUUUUAUGAGGAGUACAUGACCUCCACAUGGGAUAUCAUUGCGGAGAGAUUGGGCUUCAUGUUGGUGUUUGGGGAUCUAGUGUGGAUCCCUUUUACUUUUAGCAUCCAGGGUUGGUGGCUUUUAAGAAAUCAAGUGGACCUAACAACAGCUGCUAUUGUUGCAAAUUGCUUUGUUUUUCUGAUGGGGUAUCAAGUGUUUAGAGGGGCUAACAAACAAAAGCACGUGUUUAAGAAGAAUCCCAAGGCACUUAUUUGGGGUAAGCCUCCAAGAGUUAUUGGGGGAAAGUUGCUUGCGUCUGGUUAUUGGGGAAUCGCAAGGCACUGUAAUUACCUUGGGGACUUGUUGUUGGCACUGUCCUUUAGUUUACCUUGUGGGAUAAGUUCCCCAGUUCCAUAUUUUUAUCCUACUUAUCUUCUUAUUCUACUAGUAUGGAGGGAAAGAAGAGAUGAAGCUAGGUGUGCAGCUAAGUAUAAAGAAGUGUGGACAGAGUACUGUAGGCUUGUUCCAUGGAGAAUAUUGCCAUACAUUUACUAGUAACAAGGUUCUGCAUUUGUUUAACAUAACCUGUCUGGCAAAUUAAAUGCUGCUGGUUUGUACUUCUACAUGUAGGGAUGUUGUUGGCCCUCAAAUUAUAUGCUGCUUGCUGGAAGAACCUUGGGGCUCUUGUUUGUACACUAUGUAUUUCUUUUUAAUGGUUUGUCAUUUCAAAAAGAUAAGUUUGGAUCCUUCAACAAAAUGCAGGCUUUCUUGUAGGGUUAUUCCCUCUUUGAUAUUUGAUGUUUUAAUAUGAAGGAAAAUAUCCAAAUGUUUGACA
Vitis vinifera (wine grape) is the source of this 2163-nucleotide messenger RNA. RefSeq names its product delta(14)-sterol reductase-like. The record is from RefSeq and is a predicted model, not a curated record. Gene Ontology annotation, cellular component: endoplasmic reticulum membrane. Gene Ontology annotation, molecular function: Delta14-sterol reductase activity. Gene Ontology annotation, biological process: sterol biosynthetic process. Bases 780 to 1883 code for a protein of 367 amino acids. NCBI's taxonomy places the organism in Eukaryota, Viridiplantae, Streptophyta, Magnoliopsida, Vitales, Vitaceae. The transcript has 13 exons.